Anastrepha obliqua is the source of this 6976-nucleotide messenger RNA. Its product is annotated as semaphorin-1A. NCBI's taxonomy places the organism in Eukaryota, Metazoa, Arthropoda, Insecta, Diptera, Tephritidae. Gene Ontology annotation, biological process: semaphorin-plexin signaling pathway; neural crest cell migration; negative regulation of axon extension involved in axon guidance. The record is from RefSeq and is a predicted model, not a curated record. The transcript has 8 exons. Bases 778 to 3240 code for a protein of 820 amino acids. Gene Ontology annotation, molecular function: chemorepellent activity; semaphorin receptor binding.
AAAGAGAUGAAAGUAUAAAAAAAAUAAAGCAAUUGAACAAGCCAGCAACUAAGACAAAAGGUCUAGCAGGAGCCAAGUUGGUUAGCUUGAGUGUUGGCGGUGGUGUUCAGAUACUAUUGGCAGCAGCACUAUUAGAGCUUUAAAAGUAGCAGUAGACCACUUAAAUAGUAUAUAUGAACUGGUGAUUGGUGUUUUAUGUUACGUGCGUUUGCAAUAAUUCCGCGAUUGUCAUUUUUUCCGUUUCAAGGGUAGCUGCGACGUUCUGUCUGCCAUAACAUGUAGUGCCAUAAAAGUAUUUAAUUUCCAUUGUGUUGUGUGAUCAUUUGAAGCACUGAAUCUGGCAUUUGAGAGUCAGUCAGCAGCGAGCGUGUUUUCGCCUGCAUCACAGGUCCGGACCACCAGCACAUGCGGCCGUGUGCUUUUUAAUCGCCAUUUAGAUUGUCUUGCUUGCUGUGGUUGGAUUGUGAAAAAGUUUGCUUUGCGCUUCUGGAUAUGACGUUAGCCGGAAAAUAUGUGUCAAUUCGCAUUCAGCAAUAGCUGCAUUCAUCAGCAGUACCGGCAAAACGUUUAACGCCCGCUGCCGUAUUAGGUGGAAAUUUAAGCGUAACAAUUAACUAACUCCAUACUAGGCAUUAACGUAAUACAUACUUAUGUAGAUGCAUAUUUUGUGUGCCAGAAAUAAUAAGCAAUUAAAAGCAUCGCCGUACAAAAAGAGCGCAACAACAACGCAUACAUAGAUAAGAAUUCAUACAAAUAACAAUAAUUAUAAUUAUUACAAUGCAAAAGCAAAUGCAAAAACGUACAAAUAAAAGUGUGUUCGCCAUUAAAACGCUAAUUAGUUGCGGCACGUUAUGCCUGCUGCUAGUGUUGCCGCAUGCCGUGCACGCUUGGAUGCCCGAUGUGCGCCCAGAUUUACAGCCGAAGCAAGAUAAGAUCAUUGCCAAGUUCCUGGGUAACAGCACGGAUUAUUUUAAAAUUUUGGCUUCUGACGAUGCCACCAUAUUGGUGGGCGCUAAAGACGUUAUGUACAACAUCAGCUUAGAUGGUUUACGCGAAAUCAGUCGCUUGGAAUGGUUCUCUUCUGAUGCUGAUCGCGAAUUGUGCGCACUGAAGGGUAAACGUGAAACUGAUUGCCACAACUACAUACGCGUUUUUUCACGCCUCGAUGAGGCGCAGAUUUUGUUGUGUGGCACCAAUUCGUACAAGCCGCGUUGUCGUCACUAUGCACCCGCCACAAGUGAGCUGAGCGCAGCUGCCGGUUCCGGGCAGCGGUAUGAGAUUGUACGUGAUGUGGAAGCGCAAGGUCUUUGCCCGUAUAGUCCGGCACACAAUAGCACCUACGCCUUUGCGGAGGGCCAACUUUAUAGUGCCACAGUAGCUGACUUUUCGGGCAGUGAUCCAUUGAUUUAUCGCGAGAAUUUGCGCACCGAACAGUAUGACUUGAAACAGUUGAAUCAACCGGAUUUUGUGGGUGCUGUGGAGCGUGAUCGUUAUGUAAUGUUCUUCUUUCGCGAAAUUUCAAUGGAGUACAUGAAUUUCGGCAAGACAAUUUACUCCCGCGUCGCACGCGUUUGCAAGAACGAUCGCGGCGGUCCCUACACACUCUCCAAGAGUUGGACUUCAUUUUUGAAAGCGCGUCUAAAUUGCUCAGUACCUGGCGAAUUUCCAUUUUAUUUUGAUGAAAUUCAGGCCAUUACACCUAUAGUCGAAAGUGGUGCCAAUCCACUCAUCUAUGCCGUUUUCACCACAUCCGUGAAUGCCAUCCCUGGGUCCGCUGUAUGCGCUUUUAAUGUGAAUGAUAUAAUGGACGCCUUUGAGGGUAGCUUCAAAUCGCAAAAGGACAGUCAAUCGCAAUGGCUACCCAUACAGGAUGAACAAGUACCUGAACCGCGUCCGGGGAAGUGUGUUGAAGAUUCGCGAAUGCUAUCCAGCAUUGCGGUGAAUUUUGCUAAAACUCAUCCGUUAAUGGAAACCGCUGUGCCCGCUGUUUACGGCCGUCCCCUACUCACCAAAGUCAACCUGCAUCACCGACUCACCACAAUAGCAAUAGAUGCGCAAAUCAUAGCGCUAAAUGGCGAAUACUAUGAUGUUAUCUAUUCGGGCACAGAUGAUGGUCGCAUAACGAAAUUCAUCAAUAUACCCACACCCAGUCAGACAGGCACCAGCGCUAGUGUUGACAAAUUAAAGACGGUUUUGAUAUCUGAAAUGCAAGUCUUGCCAUUGGGUGUGCCAGUGCGUGAGCUGGUUGUUUCCUCGAAAUCCAACAGAUUGCUAGUGGUUAGCGAUGGUAGUCUAGUCACAGUGCCGCUACAUCAUUGUGCGCACAUUGUUGACUGUUUGGGCUGCCUGAGUCUGCAGGAUCCGAAUUGUGCUUGGGAUCAACAGAAUCAUGAGUGCAAAAGUCUAUCGGCUAAAAAUAUUAAAUUCGGUACCAAAGCUUUCCUACAAAGUUUGAAUACUACAAAGAAAGCAGCAGCCUCGCUGUGCCCCAAAUUUACACGUGGCACACUCAUGGCUGAUGGCCCGAAUAUAGGUGGUGGUGUUGUGGCAAGCUCAGGCAUUGAUCUGGUAACUGCACAACAACCGCAAGCAGAUGAGGAUUUGAGCAAGAAGUUCCACUACUCAAAAGUCAGUGUGACUGCUGGCAAUGCCGCGGCUACUAGCGGCAGUACUACGGUCCCAGAGAGUAGCGUGCCCGCUGUUGAAGUGCCGACUGGCAGUGGUGGCGAUUUGGAUGCAAGCACUGGCGCGGGUAAUGAUUAUUUGUUGAACAGUUUCAGUGACGAGAAUAAAAUUACACUGCACUCGGUGGACCCCGAUGAACUGAUGAAUACGUUGAGUGGUGAGUGGCAAGAUCCUUUGCACUCUCAAGCUAGCGUGAAUGAGAAGAAAUUGAAAGUUGCUGGCAAGAGCUUAUACUGGGCACUCGCUCUCGUCGCCUUCGUCGUGGGCAUUAUUGUUGGGCAUUACACCUCCAAGCGCGUUUGUAAAACCACAUCGCUGCAUGCAAGCCAUCGCAAUCAAUUUACUUCAAAUUCACAAUUUGGCGUCAAGCAUCACAAUACCGGCAAAGAUAUUAAUCUACUAAUGAAUCCGAACCAUUUUUGUAAUCAGAAAAAACCCAAUCUCGACUUAGAGAAGGACCGCAGUCAUGAAUGCAAAAAUUCAACAGAGAAUCUAGAAAAGGAAAUCCCUUGCAAGACGUCCACGUUAACGAAGGUUAAACGCACAUAUAUAUAAUCUAUAGCUUAUUUGCGAUGCACUGCAAAGCAUUGCGUUGCAUUUAAAAACUAGUGGAAUUUUUUAUAGAUUAGUUUACAUAUAUUUUUUUUUAUAUUAAGCAAAUUUUGUUGAAAGCAUGUGUGUUUGGAUGUGGAAUUGAAUGUGAGGCUUUGAAAAUGGUGUAUGACUGAUCCUUUUUUUAAGUUUAGGAAAAAUUACAAUUUACGAAAGAGGUUUCUGUGUAACAGGUAUAUACUAAUCGUAUAUGUAAACUUGAACCGUCUAAAUGCAUGCAUCAAAAGCUAUGCCUAGCAGUAGAUGGCUGCUGUGUACGUGUAUACGAGCGCUAAGCGGGCUUAAUUCGACUUAAAUGAAAUUAAUUGAUUUUUAUAAGUGCAUGGCGCCUUUCUAAAACGUCCGCUAGCCGCCUUGGUGUGCACACAGCAGCCGCCUCCCUGCUGAGAGCAUAGCCAAUGCAAUUGCGAGUCUUAAUUUUUAUGUAUCAUUUUUAGUCGCUUAGUUUAUAUUAAGUUUAGUUAAUUAUGCAAUGUGAGUUUAGCGAGCGGAUGGCGAGGUUUUUUUUUUUACAAAAGCAAAAACAAAAUAUAACAAUUAAGUACAAAUGUAAUUGCAAGUCAGCCGUGAGGGAGCGUCGGCAUGUGGUUUGUUAAGUGGAAGGUUAAAUUUUAUGAAUUAUAAUGCAAGCGAAGGUAAAACAGAGAGCGCGUAGCAGCAGUGGUAGUGUAAAAGAGAAAAGUUCCCAUAACUAAAGCGAUUACCACAAUCACAAGCCCUGAAAAUAUGAUUUAUGUGGUGUGAUAGCUGCCGUUCUCCACGGGGUGCAGAGAGGAGGAAGCACACUUUAACCACGCUAUACAUUUUUCCCAAACCGCAAACCACCACUGCUCGGCUCCUCCCUCUACGCCUGCGUACAAACAUAUCGAAUAUCUACAAAUUGUAUACUUUUCCAAUGAGAUUGCAAAUUUUUUCGCGAAAUGUAAGCAAAAAGGCUAUAGUAGUGUUGUUAGUGCCUGCACUUCAAGGCAGCUACACAACUUCCUCAUGGCUAUGAAGUUCAUGUUCGCCUCGGUCGCUGCACGCCAACCAACACUACUCAGCGACUUAAUACAAACACGCACGAACGCACAAAAUGUGAACAAAUGAAGUAAAAUAUUCAUAAUAAUAGUAUAACUUAAUAAUAUUGCAAAAGCAAACAAGUAUUAAUGUAAUUAGACUGAACGGUUUACGAACAAAAGCAAUACAAAGUCAAGUAUUUUCUAUGUAUAGCCGCCGGUAGACUAUAGAAAGCAAGGGAGUAGCAAGGGAAACGUGAAAAUGGUUGACAAUUGUGUGCCUAGACUGUGGUUGUUGUUGUUUUUUUUUUUUCUCCCCACCAGUAGUGAGUGUCUUGGAUAGUUUGCGGCUUCUUCGUCCGUCACUUAUUGCGCCCUCACAAUGCACGGCUAUUAUUAUCAUCAUUAUUGUCAUCUUCAACUCGCGCUCGUCCCCUCACACACACUUGAUUGGACUUGGCAUUCAUCCAUGUAAACAACUAUUAUCAUCACUCUCUUUCACGAGUACCUAUGCAUUGUACUUUACCACUUUCACUCAAUCACUACAUUUUGCAUCUAUUUUUUGUUUUCUUCUACACACACACACACAUUCCCAAUUGCGUUUGCGCCUGGCACGCGUAAGCCCAUUCGACGCACAAACAACACUUGAGACGUUUGUAUUUUCUAUUGAAUGGCUCGUACAUUGAAGGUCAGUACACUGCAGGAAAAUUAUUGUGUACCAUAGCAAUUUAACGCUUGAUUGCAUAGCGGAAUAGGAAGUCGAGUAUGUAUGUAGGUGUACAUUUUUGAUUUUUUUUUUACUAAAAUUAAAUUUUUUCAAUAUAUUAACAGGUUGUUAUAAAAGUGAAAUUACGAAGCUUACUCUUAUUAUAUACAUCAUUGAUAUUUUUUACGGUGAAGUUAUUGACGCUCGCUUUGGUCAUCUAGGGUUUUCAAACAAAGUUUUAAAAAGCGUUUGUGUGGCGAAAAAAUUAUCUUAUAUUAGCGUCAACACAUUUAAGCAUGCGCAAAUGAGUUUAUUGAACCUUUUUUCGUAUACUUUUGAGAUAUAAUUGAUGAAAUUAGCACUGAUUAUAAAUGACAUUUUGCAAAAAAGUUCUGUUUUAAUUUGUGAUUCUGCUUAAAUUAAAAUAUAAAUUGAAAAAGUAGGUUUUUGUUGUUGUAGCAGCAUAAAUACACGGGGUGACAGUCCUCGACCAGAUAUAAAUGCGGGUCUCUCCGGUUACGUAGCAGCAACUGUCGUUUGAACGAGAAAGCAGGGGAUGAAAAAGUAGGUAAUUAUAGUUGAUGUAAAAUUUGUUACAAUUUUCUCUGUUGUUUGAGGCAAAAAAUCUAUAAUUUAAAAUGCAUUCACUCUUAUAAUAAAUUUAUAAAAAAUAAAUCGUUGCUAAAAAGUUAAUGUAAAAUACAAGGCGAAUCUAUUAAAGGUAAUAUCGGCAAAUUAGCUGAUUUGUUUUUUUCUUUCGGCGUGUCCAUGCGGCUGUCAGCCCAGAAUGAAUCAAGACGAAUUCAAUUUUUGUUUUCUACUUUUCCAAUACUUUGCUUUGACAAUAAAACGUACAAAAUGUUCUUGUUGGUCUAGUGCUACCACCUUUAAUGAACGCGCCUUGGUAAAAUUUGUUCAGCUAUUUUUUGUUUGUUUUUGUUGUAAUUUGAGACCUUAAAAUUUAUUUUUUUAAAUCAUUAAUCAUAAGAUGUAUUUUUUUUAAUUUGUUCAUUUUUGAAAUCUUAAGCACACUGUUUUCACGACCUACUUUUUAAAUAUUUUCAAGAAACCGUUAGAUUUUUUAGAUUUCGCCGUACUCCAACAGAAAUUCAGAUUGCUAUGAAUUAAAAAAACUUCAAAAUUUUAAUCCUGCAGUGUGCCACGCCUUUCUGACAACAAAAUAUACAUAUUUUCCCACUUUCUAUUUUCAUCAAAAAAAUGAAGUCGCAUAUUCAUUAAUACUCCAUAGUUUGCUUUUCUAACUAAACUCAAAUAAUUUUAAUAUAACUCAUACAUUAACUAAUUUACAUACUAACCUAAUUACAAACAAAUAACCAACAAAACCGUAAAAGAAGCUCAAUUAGUUAGGAAUUGAUUUAACAUUAAAGCAGGGUGUGUAAAAAUGUGGAUUGAAAAAAAAAUAUUAGGAACAGAAAUUAAAAAAAAAAAUUUAUGUAUGAUAUGUAUUAUAGAACUAAAAUUAUUAUUGAAAAAUUGUUGCCUUCGAGAAUUAACGUCAAUUGACAAUUGAAAUGACUUUUUGGAUACUAAAAAUUAUUAAAAAAAAGUUAUUUACAUAUUUAUUAUGAACAACAAGAAAUCAAUCAAAUGAAAAUUAACGUAAUACAUAAACAAAUGCUUUGAAGCACCCUGUAUAAACAAACUGCAUACAAAUUAAACGGAUUUUUUAAAUUUAUAGCCUUACAAAUCGGCUGAUAAGCUCGAAUAAUUAUAAAAUAGAUAUAUUUUUCUUGCACAGGCGUACUGGUAAUUAAGUUAGUCCGUCCGUUUAAGGAAUACUUUAGUUAUAAGUAUAAUUAAUAAAUAUUUACAAUAUAUUUUAUACAGCUAUACAUAGAAAUAGAUAAGAAGUUAGUUUGUAAGUGAUAAAGAAAGGAAUAAUGUGAGCUUAAGAAUAUACAUACAUACUUGGCGAUUGUGUAAAAUAUAUGCAUAUAUUUUUUCUAUAGCAUAA